Plasmodium coatneyi is the source of this 8118-nucleotide messenger RNA. Its product is annotated as Serine/threonine protein kinase. The coding region runs from base 1 to 8118 and encodes 2705 amino acids. Gene Ontology annotation, biological process: protein phosphorylation. Gene Ontology annotation, molecular function: ATP binding; protein kinase activity. The record is from RefSeq and is a predicted model, not a curated record. NCBI's taxonomy places the organism in Eukaryota, Apicomplexa, Aconoidasida, Haemosporida, Plasmodiidae. The transcript has 4 exons.
AUGAUGAAAUUUACUUCUUUUAUGAAGAAAAUUUUUAUCUUUAAAGUAAUCAUUUCUGUUUUGAAUAAGUAUGUAAAAAGGGAAGCCCGUGAUUUUUCCUUUUUUAUAUAUUCGUUAAAAAUAAAAGGUUCUCAAAAUGCAAAUUUUAACAACGGCGAUGAAUACAGGGGAGACACGAAUAGCGGUGGUGGGGGGAGAGAAAACGUGAAUGGGUCUGUUACAAACGCUGAAGGGGAUAAUACGAGCAGCACUACCGCUACUACUGACGGUAGUGCUGCUGGAAGCGACAUCUCUAUCAUCAGCAGUGCCAACAAAAUAAUGAACAUAAGCCAGCUAAAUGAAACCAUCUCCAACUUUUUUUCAAACGCUCUGGCGGAAGCAAUUAGAAACAUACAGGAUAAAGAAAAACACCAAGAUGACCAGAAAAAGGAAGAUGAAAAGGUGAAAAAUAAAAGAAUACCAAUAGUACAUACCUCCAUCGAUGAUAUUAAAAGAUUUUCCCAUGUGAAGGGAAAAUUGAAAUUGAUCUACGUCAGAUCGUUCUACGAUAAUGAUGGUGAUGAUAAUAAGAAUCUGAAAGAGUUAUAUGAGGCAAAGUUCCAAUUUUACAAAGACAAAGUAAUUUAUGUUACGACCUUUGCUUUGGUAAAAAAUUCCCUAACGAACCAUGUUAACCAAACAGAAAAAUGGUUCAAUGCUUCGAUGAAGCUUCUACAAAAAAAUUAUUAUAAUAUAUCCGUAAGGUGUAGUCCCAUAAUGGAAACAUCCUAUGGAACCAUUUCAUUUAGCGCUGAGGAACUCAAGCGGUUUGAAGCAUUAAGAAAGGCACUGAAAAAAAGGGUAAACAUAACACAUGAUAAUCUUUUUUACAACUUGGAUACAUUUCAGAGUGCCAAGAGGAAAUACCUCCAGCAGAUCAAUUACAGUUCUGUGGAUCCCAAUUUUAUGAGCAGUGUAGAUGCAAAGGAUGGCAAUCCAAAUGUUAAGGAUGCUUCCAUUCUAGAGGAGGAUCUUCUGAACAGUUUAGGUCCUUUCGACAGAAUGAAGUAUGUAUCCCACAGGAGAGUCAAAAAUAGUCAUAAGAUACUGUGUAGCCUUGAGAAAGACUUUAAGAAGGUAGAAGACCGAUUCAUGGUGUACAAUUUGAUACGAGACAACAUAAUCGAAUCGGAAGAAACCACCGACGUGAUCAUUUUUGAGACCAGUAACAACGGAAUAUUCACCUACGAUGCUAAACAUUCCAAAGAGAUCACCCUUCUAAGUAAAAACUUUGAAAUAGAAAUUAUGAUGGAUAGUAAUGCAUUCCUAAACGAACAUGAUAAAUACUUCUACUUAAAUAAGUAUAACCCUGUACACUUGGAGCUCCAAAAUAAGGGUAUAAUAAAAUAUGAUUUUAUUUACGCCUGGUUAUCUAGCUACUUUAUCGAUAGUCAUAAGUAUAAAUUCUUUUACCCCUCUUUUUAUAUGUCCAAACAGUACGACAAUUUUGAUAAUGGGUUAUAUGGGGUCAAUUUUUACACCCCUCAAAAUUAUAGUUUCUUCGAGAGGGUACAAAGUAGUUAUGCACACUUGGAUAGUGGGAAGGGGGAAACGGAUAGUGAUGUACCACACAAGAAGGUAAGCCAGGGUAUCCCCACAAAGAUCAUUCGUAACGAUAAUAAUUUCUCCUUUUUUGAGCUAAAGACAACUCUACAUAAUGAGAACGUUGGAAAGGGGAGUUCUGGAAAUAUUCCAGGAUAUAAUAGCAACAACGGGAUGGAAGGCGGAAGUAAAGAAGGCAAUUUCGCCUACGGUGCUGACAUGAAUUCGAACCACAUGGGAAGUAAAGGUCCUGAAAAAGAAGGGGGCAAGGAGAAAAAUGCUCAUGAUCCUUCAAAUGCACCUUUAUACCCCCCUGGUAAUAAACAAGGUGCUAACAAUAGGGACUCUAACAUGAAUGCCCAGACAGACAAGAGAGGAAAUGACGUGACACAUAAAAAUGGUAACGUAAAAGAUGCGAAGGGAAAAAAAGGUGCUAAGAAUGAGCCAAGCACAAGUGACACCGGUAGUUCCUAUCUUGGCAGUGUCUUUGGAUACGUGAUGAAAAUAAAAAAUAUCAUUUACGGUGAUGAGGAAGAUGCGUCUACCAGCGAUAGUUCUCAUAAAACUUCUGAUAAGCGCCAAAAUUCGAAGGUGUCACAACAAAGUAAGAACACGAAUAGGAAUCCCAUAUUUUCCAGUUUCACACCGGAUAACGAAAUCGUGCCCUCGAAAAAACCAUCCAAAGAGGACACUCAAAAAGUGAAGGCAACCAACAUAUCGGAGGAAAACGUCCCUCCAGUGGAAGACCAAGCAAAAAAAGAAUCUCCCUCAAUGGAGGAACCGAAGAAACACUCUAAAGAACCAACCACUGAUCAGCCAAUACAGCCCGUUCCAACCAUGCAGCACGAAAAUGAUCAGCCGAAGCCCAAGGAAUUGUCUGUGGAGGGGGUCUCCAAUGUAGCAACAGAUCAAGCAGCCAUGUCGGGAUAUGCGUCCACACCAGAAGAGCAUCCUCCUACAGCAUAUCCUUUCUUUCUAGUACAGGAGCCCAUUCCUGCGCAAACAGCGGAGCCGGCCACCCAAAACACCUUUGACAGAAAAUAUGGCGAAGACAUUGGGGAACAGUUGGAAAGAAAAUCAAAUGAAUAUUCCGACCAAAAUCCGGAAGAAUCAAAUGAAAAAAAGUACGACAAAAAUGGGGAGGACUAUUUUGAAAAAAAAACGGAAGAGCAUUUUGAAAACAAGGAAGAAGAAUCCUUUGAAAAAAAAAUGGAAACUCAAGUGGAGGAAGUGGUAUCCCACAAAAUUUAUGAGGACCCCUCCGACAAAAAAACAGAAGAUAUGAGUAAACUAUAUGAAGAACACAAAUACGAUUCGUUAAUCCCAUUUUUGCAUAAAAUAUUUCAUGAUAAGACACUCCUAUCGGAUAAGUUUCUCAACAGUGACAAUUACGAUAAAGACGAUUCUGAUAAAUCUUCCGUGGAGCGAAGCUCAAGUGAUGAUUCUAAUGAAGAUUCUUCUAGUUUAUACCAUCGAUUUUCCUCCUUACGGCAAAGCAGCAAAAGGUUCGCAGGCAAUUACACCGACACUGAUAACAUACUUGUAGGAGAAAACGUCGAUGAAAAUUUAAAAGACAAAAUUUAUGAACAGCAUGAAAAUUUCCCAAUAUAUGAAGAGAUAUUAAGAAGACACCCAAGUAGAAUAAUUGUGGGAUUGCUCCAAGAGGGGGCACAAAAUAUGUUCAUUCUGGACUGGCUAUAUGGAGAUAACAUUCUAUGCGUACUUAGAUCCAGAUUAUACAAAGAGUUAUAUUACAAUAUGGUACGAAAAAACUAUUUCACAGUUUUGAAUAAAUUUAAAUUUGGAAGAGAUAAGGAAUUGACCAUUCUGUCUAGUGAUCAAAAUGGGGUAACCUUGAGUGCAGAUUUUUAUCCUCAUUUUUCGGCCAUAAAACUCUUUUUUAAUGACAAAAAUAGUGACAACUUUGAGAAUGAACUUAAGUCGUAUCUGUUGAUUAUUCACUAUUUGCUAAAUUCGGAUAGUAGUCCUUGCAAGGAUUACAAAAAUGUUAAAUAUUUUUACACCAGAGAUACGUUCAAUGUGGCUCACUUAAACUUCCUCAGUGACAAACUACUUGCGCUACUCUCCGAGUGUGCCUUGGAAAUUAUGAAUUGGGAUAUCCCCACAGGGAUAAUAAGAAAAAAUGAAAACGAAAUAAAUAGGACAAUUUUCAGUAGAGCCUUAAAAAAUGUGAGCAGAAGUGUACACCACUAUGCGUUCAAAUAUAGAAUGAUAAACGGAAAGGAUGCAGUUAAAUUUGCCAUGAGUAAUAAUACAAUGAUGGAAGAUGAUUACAACGUUAAGUAUGAUUUUUUUCUUAACGUAACGUCUAGACUGUUCUAUUUGCACGCUGUAGGUCUGGUCCAUGGGAACAUCAAGGCAGACAACUUCUUCAUUCAGGAGAGCGAAGAGGAUGAUAAGCAUGUAAAGGUCACUCUAAGUACAUUUAACGACACUGUGGAGGAGGGCGGUUAUGGAAAUUUCAAAGGAAGUGCAAUUUACGCAGCUCCAGAAAAAUUAAAAUCGUACUUCAAUACAAUCGCGUAUAAUUUAAAAAGUGAUGCUUUUGCCAUGGGAUUGAGUUUAGCUACUAUUUUUACCAAAAAAAAUUUUGUCUUGCAAAAGGUGGAAAGGAAGUUAACCUAUCCUACGGAUAAAUACAUCCUCAGUCUCAUUAAGAGGAACCCCAUGGUGUUGCUAUGGAUCAAAUCGGUUAAUCCAUUUUUACGGAAAAGACUAAGUAUAUUUAAAUUUAGAUCCUACUUGAAGGUUAGUGUGCAAGAACUAGAGAGAAGACUUUCCGAAAAAAGUGUCUACAAAUGGUUUAACGACAAAUUUAAAUUUAUUAAUUACGAGGAGGAAGACAACUUGCAUGCUCUUUUUACGAAAGCGGAAGGGAAAAAUUUAUCCGGAUUGAGCAACAACUCGUCCAAAAUGAAAACAGAAGAACAGCACAACGACUUGGACACCUGUUUUUUUCGUUAUACUCAUGCAUCGAACACAGAAAAGGAAGGCGACACGCACUUUCUAAGGGACUCCUACUCCUUUGAUAUGUUCAUGGGAGAAUCUUCAUCUAGUGACGAGAAGGAAGGUUUUUCAUUUUAUCAAUUUCCCAUAGUGAUAAAGCGUAGAGGAGCAUCUACACGGGCAAGAGAACAUAACGAUGAUAAGAACGAUGGUAGUAGCGAUGGUAGCAGUGAGGGUAGCACUGAUGGUAGCAGCGAGGGUACUAGUGAUGGUAGCGGCAAGUUUACUAGCGGGGGUAAAACAGUCCAAAGGAGGAAAUCCUACUUUUCAAGCAUUUCCAAGCACGACUUUGGGGAAAGUUCCAGCGAAACAAAUAGGAAGUUCUGGAAAGGGAAAAAAAGUGAUAAGGAAAAUAUUUACAAAAUACCAUUCGGUAAAUAUUUCCAACACGAAGUGGAUUACUCCUCCCUAGAUGCGCACAAUAGGAAGAAUUAUAUUAACGCAUGUUACCAUUUUAAAAAUGGACUUGUAGGGACUGCCAUGAAGACGCUGUCUAUCGAACGUGAGGCUUAUAGGGCGGACCUAUUUGACAUGUACCUACUUAACAAGGAGAAGUUAACCUAUUUGGAAGACAAAGACGAUAAUGUGAAAAAUUUAAUGUCCAUUUUACAAGGUUUUUCCAGUCCAGAUUGUAAAGUAAUAUUGAACGAGCGAAUAUAUGACAAAUGGUACAGCGUUAGAAAGAUGGUUCUUCUAAAAGCUUUGCUCUUUUAUGGCUACUUUAGCCUCCACGAGAGAUUAUCAUACGAAUUUAAACUAUACGAAUUGCAGAAUUUCCCCCUCAAGGAGGAUAAUAGUGAUACUUUCGAAACAGUUGUGAAGAGAUGCAUGGAGAGGGCACACUUUAAUGAAUUCAGUAACUUACUCUUGGCUCAGUACCUCUAUGAUAAUUACCACGAGGGGAAUCAAUACACGAGCAUAUUCAUAAAUUUCUACGCCGUGAACAAAACUGUGUAUAAUAUAGACACUAAUGGGGUAACUAAUCUGAUGAGGAGGUACAUAAAACAAAGCCUUAGCAAAAUUGACUUCAAAACUGCCGACAAUUUUUUACACUAUAUGAAGAGAAAAGAACUGCACAGGGAUAUAGACGUGAUCGAAUUGGCGCCAGUAAAAAUGGACAAGUCAAAUUAUCUCGACCUGUAUGAACACAAUGUCCCUCUUAUAAAUUCAUUCGUCAUAAAAAUAGACAAAUUUGUAAUCAAAGAUAUGAACAUAAAUUUGGCCGUUCUUCUAAAUAACACCUUUUGGGGGAUGAAAAAUAAGUGUAAGUGCGUCAACUAUACUCAUCUGCAUGUUAGAAGCAGAAGAAGCAACUUACCACAGGGAAAUAUAAGUGGAAAGCAAAUGAUAGAUUUGCACAAACCCGUGGGUACUUUGCUGAGGGAAAUUAUUCCAAACAGUUUUGAGAUGGAAAACAACCCAAAUGAUCUCCUCUCCUGGCGCAAUUUCAAACCGAGCAAUAUCCACCUAGAUGUUGUCCUUCGAAAUAGUUUACACUUAAUAGAUAGAAGUACACUCAUAGCUUGCUCGAAAAGGCUAAGUAAAGUGGCACCUAUAUAUUCGCCAAACAUUACAAGUUCGGACAAAAGCGAAAUGAUGAAUAUUAAAGUGGGACUGGGGUCAUCAAAAUAUUUUUAUUUAUCCUUUAAUAUAUCUUUGCUUAGAUCAAAGGAAAUAAGUUUGAAGGAUCUAAUUUAUUUUAUACACAAAAAUUAUAAGUCGCAACUUGACAAAAAUGUCACGUACAGCAAUGUAGGAGGAAAGAACAGACGGGGGAUUUUCAACUGCCUUGCGGUGAGUGAACAGAACACCUUUUUUUACAAUAACGUCACAGGGAAUCUGAUCAAAGAAACUUCCCUCAAUAGAGUCAUCUCCGCUUUGUACAAUGUUGACCUGAUGGAGCCCUCUUACAUUAUUAAGGCCGCCCUCAAUUAUUACAACAAUAGGGGGAAAAAUUCCGUCUUGUUGAGCCUGGUAACUCUUUGUAAUUCCGUUCGUGAGAGAAGGAAGGGCACUAAUGGGAGGAAGUCGGAAUUCGUUUUGGAACCGUCGGCUGGAGUGUAUUCGGAUGGGGUGGAGCGAACCGGAAACGGAGAACAGGUAGAACUGGAACGGACAGACGCGGAACGAAUAAAUGGGGAACACCAACACGAUGAAACCACAGUUCUUAAACAGACAACUGAUGAGUCCACAUAUGUGGAACCCCAACACAGUGAACCUACAACUGGUGAACACGCACAAGAGGAAAUUACAAAUGUUGGCCCCCCGAAUGAUGAACACAGGCAUGAUGUCCCCCCAGUUGUGCUCUCCCCAAACGAGUCGUCCUUUCUGCAAAGGAAAAAAAAUGUCAUAAAGACAAUCGAUAAGGAUGGUGCCUACCACUACGCAACCGUAGAGUGCCUGCAUUUCUUACACAAAAAGGUCAUCAAUUUUUUCCAUGACAGUAAUGUGACAAAUGCGUUCGAUCAGAUAGCCAUUCCUUCGGAGUACAAAUAUAUAAAUAAAAGGAAGCAGUUAAAAAAUGGCAAUUUCCAGUAUAGUACAAAAACGAUAAAUUUUAACAUCAUUUCCAAUGUGAUGAAUUUGCAACGUUAUGAAAAGGAAUUGUACACCUUGGCCGAUUUUAUGAAUUUAAUUAUACAAUGGUUGGUGGAGCAAGGACCGUUCGAUAUUAAAAAUAAAUGCAACUUUUUAUCUUGUAGUAACCACAGAUCACAAUUCGGGAUGGUCUUAAGCAUAACCACAGAAAAGGGAGUCAAACAUGUUCUAUACAAAAAUGAUGAAGGUCUCAUGAAAUUUCUCUUUUAUGAUAUAUUGAAAGAUCACCAGUCAAGGCGUUACUCCCCCGAGCUUAUAGCAUCCGCAAUUAAGUUAUACAAUUUGAAGGUGACCUUUUUUUUAAGGCAUGAAAUUGGCGGUAUAUUUCCAGACCUCCAAAGUUUGGUUAACCCUCUGGAAGAGAUGACCCCCCUUCCCCCAUUCACCGACUGCCUAAAACAGUUAAAGGGGAAAAAUGUGACCCUGUAUGGGGACGAAGCAAACCAAGGAAUGUACGUCUCCUUCAUAUUAGAAUUUGUAAAUAAAAACAUUAUGUACAGAAUGUCGAAGAAUACGUUUAACAAAAUAAUAUACUACUUUAAUGACCAGGAAGUGAGCAAGAAUGAGCAGUCAAAUUUACAAAAACAUGUUUUGUCAUCUAUCCCCGAAAUUGAGGACAAAUUUCGGCAUGUAUUUUUAAGAGAGCUAAGUUACUAUGUCAACAUCCCCACUGAGUUAAAAAAAGGAAACAAAUCAUUUUCGGUUACCAUGAAUGCAAAGUUUUACGAAAUAUUACGUCAGAAAUGUAACAUGCCUGAACGAAACUGCUUCUACGAUGUUGAGGAAGUUCUUAGCAACGUUAACGGAACGUUUACGGAACCCGUUUUUUUUGUUAAAAAUGUCAUGAACUUUUUCCUGAGAAGAAAAAUCCGUGCUGUUUUAAGCAGAAUAAAGCACACCAUAGUUAGUUAG